AUGGCAGGGCAGCUGUCACCAAGCAACUCGUUGCACCGCACCCACUCCGACACGGCAAGCACUCAUUUCCCUCUUAACGACAUCGACUACGAAUCCAACCCCAAUGCUGUGGCUCAGGAGCUCAGCAACCUAGCUGCUAUACGGCGGAUGUCUAUGGACGUAAACGCUUCUGGCGAUCCGGAUCUGCCAUCCUUUCCCUCAAACUUCGGUAUGCCUACCGCCCCGCCAAUGGAUACUGAUCCAGAUGAUGCAUCUAGACUGUACUGGGUUCCUGCAAGUGUGCAUCCAGAACUGGCGCCAAUGGAAUUCAAAACAUUCCUGGAUAAGAAGGUCAAAUCUCUGAAGAGGAGGUCGGAGGAGAGCUCGCUUUCGCCAGAUGGCUUAAAACCGGGAGGCUCAAGCGCCAGUCUUAGGAGGCGCAAAUCUAUGCUGUCGAGGCAGAUUGACAAUUCAGGGGGGCGAGGCGCGGAUGGAUAUCAAGAUGGUGCUGAGGUGUUAGAUCGGAAGAGAUCGCAGUCAGGGGACAAAGUAUUGAGUACAGGCAUCACAAAUCUACAAGACCUAGAGGCUCUCGUCAACGAACCCGAGAAGAUCAUGCAGAGGCUGAGCUUGGAGACUGGAGCUGAGGGUGGGGAAGUACUUCCAGGAGACGAUGUACCAAUCCUACCAGGCGCUCCAUCUGGGGGUAACUCGUUGAGGCGAUCGACCCGCACUACGUACCGACGAGGUGGCAGUCUACGUAAGGGUGAACGAGGCCCAAUGUCAAAACGUGCAGCCUUCAGGUCAGAUACUACAGAUGGCGAGGAGUUACCAAUUUCGGCACCAAGCGUUCCACAGAACGAAGCUUUCGAGAAGCUUUCGAGGGCCCAAACAGAACCUACACCGCCUCCCGAGCGAGUUACGGAGAACUUCUCCCGACCUGGACGAAUGAAUAGGCGUGCAGGGAUUCCACCAGGAGUGUCACAAAGAACAUCGCUGUCCUCGUCAUUUGAUGAAGCGCCUACGGACCACAAGUCUUCAGAGUUACGGGACCAACCAGGUAUAGCCCCGCACACAAGGCAUUUUGUCUCGCAGAUUGCUUCGAACGGGAGAUUAGGUGUUACCCCAGAAGCGCUCGGAAAGGGGAUACCGCACAUUAUUGAAACACCUCCCGAAGAGGCAAGACCGGCUUCUAGAAAAGGCUUCGUUCCUGAACGAACAACAUCACAUGAGCCGCCGCCUAUCCACCAACCCUCAGCUUCUUCAUCCGCAGGUCCGUCCAGAGCUCAGAAAUGGACUCCGCAGUCAAGGCAAAAUCAAAGCAUAAAGAGCAAUCAGAGCUUGAGCGAUAUGACUUCCCAUCCUUCUCCUCUACCUGGAAACAACACGCGUACAGACAGCUUGUCUUUCAUCCCUACGUUGACCGAAGACAAAAAGUCUGCAGAGGCUAGAAAGGCUAAAGAAAAGGCCGAUCAAGAAAAGGCGGAUAGUGGCCGGAAAUCAAGUUGGAGUUGGGGCUCGCUCUUAGGGAAUGAAGAAAGGGAGAAAGAGAAGAGAAAAGCGGAGGAAGCCAAGCAAGAAAAGAAAGUAAGGGCGCGGCUCGGUAAACCAUUAGACAAGUCGCACGAAAAUACAAGACUCGACCUCUUGCAGACUACUAUGGAAGGCAGCCGAGGCCGAGAAAGCAUUGUACUUGACCGCGGAGACCUAAAGCUCGAAGAAGAACGAAAGAAAGAGAGCUCCCGGAAAUCUAGUGGAAAUGAAGGUAAGAAAGAGAAGGAAGGUGGGUUCAUCUCAUCAAUAUUCGGAGGUGGUAAGAAGAAGGGAGAGCAGGAGUCUAGGGGGAAGAAGCACUUCUCACGCAACCUCUCUCCCGAACCACCAAUGCGAAUAUUGAAACCAGACAUCGACUACAACUGGACACGAUUCUCCAUUCUAGAGGAGCGGGCGAUCUACCGCAUGGCGCAUAUCAAACUCGCGAAUCCCCGCCGCGCAUUGCAUUCCCAGGUCUUGCUUAGCAACUUCAUGUAUUCCUAUCUCGCAAAGGUGCAACAGAUGCAUCCCCAGGCACAACUUCCCCAAUCGGCAGCCCAGCGGCAACAGGCGGCUCAGCAGAAGAAGGAUCAGCCAGAGGAGUUCGCACAGUAUCAGAAGUACCAGCAGCAACAGCAAAGACAACAAGAAGAAGAAGAAGCGCAACAAGCCGCGUCGGUCCAAUCGCAAGUGAUUGCUCUGCAGUCCCAAGUACCGACGCUACCAGCAUUAGCCCCAGUACAACAACAUGAUAGCUUCAUGGAUGACUACGAACAUGAAAAUCUACCUCAUGAUAACAGACACCGCCCGCAGUCGCGAGCCAGUCAGCAUAGUCAGGACAGUGGCAAUGGGCAUCCAAAUCAAGCAAUUGGGAGUCAACAACGUCGCCAAGGAUAUAACAACCCGCAGCUCUCAAAUCCUUACCAAUACCAGCAGAGCCAAUUCGAUGAGCCGGGAAGGGCGGCCGAUGAUGACAUGUGGUGA
Messenger RNA from Letharia lupina, 2496 nucleotides. RefSeq lists its product as uncharacterized. The record is from RefSeq and is a predicted model, not a curated record. Gene Ontology annotation, cellular component: cytoplasm; cell septum. NCBI's taxonomy places the organism in Eukaryota, Fungi, Ascomycota, Lecanoromycetes, Lecanorales, Parmeliaceae. Bases 1 to 2496 code for a protein of 831 amino acids. The transcript has 3 exons. Gene Ontology annotation, biological process: establishment of cell polarity; positive regulation of G2/M transition of mitotic cell cycle.